Molecule: messenger RNA, 4051 nt
Organism: Scylla paramamosain (green mud crab)
Lineage: Eukaryota; Metazoa; Arthropoda; Malacostraca; Decapoda; Portunidae
Exons: 4
Coding region: 1265-3907 (880 amino acids)
Biological process (GO): regulation of transcription by RNA polymerase II
Cellular component (GO): nucleus
Molecular function (GO): protein binding
Source: RefSeq, a predicted model, not a curated record
CCCCCCUUGCCACGUUGCGUUCACUAGAUAUAAUACCCCGCACGCAUCAUUUGGCUCCUCCCGCUGCUCCUUGCUUCCCUUCGGCGCUGUACCUGCAAAGUCAUAACCGCAGACUAAUCAAGUGCUUCUUGGUGCCUCGGGUCACCUUGCUAAUGGCGCGGACUCUCGUACCCAUCCCUAAAAAUAGACACGCUUUAAAUUUAGACGAGGAAAAAACAGGUGAAUGGCUUGUCUCCUUCCCCACUUUUCCUGCAAUAAUAUCUCCUGUUUUCUCUCUUCUGAUCUCAACUAUGGUACAGAGGGAGGAAAGGCUGAGAGGGAACGCUUAGGAGGAAAAAGGCAGAUGUGUAGAAGUGCAGGUUAAUGAUGGUAUAUUGUAUGUUGCCUCCUGUGAUAGUAAGGUAUGUGUUUGUGAUGUCCUUUAGCCCCGCCCCCUUCCUCCCAUCCAAGCACCUCGGGGUAAUGAGAGCGUGGAGAAUCUAAUAUUAGGUUUCUGUUUGGUUUUCCUGGUGUGAAGCGCAUCGGGGAGUCCGUAGAAGAGCUGCAUUAGUGUGUCGCGUGUGGGUCAGCCCGGUAUUCUGCGUGUGCUGUUGUCCCUUCACUGUCCUUCACCUCUCUUUAAUCUCCUUGCCUUAUUCCUGCCUGUCCUUAGCCUUCCCGCCUCUUAUAUUAGUUUUACCCUCCUUGUUCUUAUCUCUCCUCCUCUUCCUUAUACCAACCUCACCCUCCUUGUCAUUAGCUCUUCUCUCCUUAUACAAGUUUCACCCUUCCCUUCGUUCUCUCUCCUGCCUCUUUUUCAUUCCAGCCUCACCAUCCCUCUCCUUAUCUUUCCUGUCUUUCCCUGCUUGUGUACCUGUAAACUCUGUCUGUGAUCAUUGAAUUUAUCUAUCUUUAUCCCUGACUCUCUCUAUCUGGUUCUUAUUCUCCUUUCCUCUCUUUCUCUAUCCCUUCUUGUCCCUUGUCUGUCCCUUGCCCUCUCUACUUUUGUCCCUCUCUCCGUCUCCAUCAUAGCCUCUCUCGUUCCUCUGUCCUUGCCUCUGUUCUCCCUGUCUCUGCCUCACUUUCCCUAUUAUUCUCUCUCUCUCUCUCUCUCUCUCUCUCUCUCUCUCUCUCUCUCUCUCUCUCUCGACUCAUUUUUCAUGGACAGUGUUGUUCCCGAAGCUUCGAACGCUUCACUUCAGGGGUCAUUGAAAGUGUCUGAAGCAUUUAGUGAAUCUGAGGCUUCAUCACUGAAAUUUUGAACCUGUGGUUCCCCGCUCCUGCCAUGACACUCAUUUGGUGCACAUUGGGAGCAGCGCGGGGCCCGGCGGGUAGCGGCAGGAUGGAGGCGGAGCGGUUCCUGCUCAAGUGGAACAACCACCAGACCAACCUGGUGACGGUGUUCGACCAGCUGUACGAGCAGGAGGCCUUCACGGACGUCACCCUCGCCUGUGAUGGGCGUACCUUCGCUGCCCACAAGGUGAUCCUGUCAGCGUGCAGCCCUUACUUCCAGGCGCUGUUCCUGGGCAACCCUUGCAAGCACCCCAUCAUCUUCAUGCGGGACGUGCGUGCCGGCGACAUGGAGGCGCUGCUCAGCUUCAUGUACCGCGGCGAGAUCAACGUGCAUCAGCAUGACCUGUCCUCGUUCCUGCGCACCGCUGAGAGUCUGCAGAUCAAGGGCCUGUCGGACUCCUCCGAGAGGCACAAGGAGACCUCCAAGAUCCUGGAGGCCAUGGAGAGAAAGUUUUGUUCCUCCGGCAUGCAGCAGGCGCAGCACCAGCAGCAGCCCCAGCCCGCGCUCAACGCCUGCACCCCCGCGGUGGGCGCCGCUCUUGGGGGCGCGCUGGUGCCCACCGUCGGGGCCGGCGACUCCCCGCCGCCAGCCGCUAAGAAAUUCAAGUCCCUGGAGGACCUGCCUCGCAUCCUGCCCAAGAUGAAGCCGCUAGCCACGCCCCCCGGCUUGGUGACGCCCGUGCCUGGUCUGCUUACGCCCAUCACCCUCGCCGCCACCGUCAUGAAGAACGCUGCGCAUGCCGCCCACGCCGCCCAAAACGCUCGCGUCAGUCCGCCCACGCCCGAGACCACCAACUCCUCACCCACCACCGACGCCUCCACGCCCCCGAAGGACCGCAAGAAGGAAGGAUACAUAAGCGGGGACUCGCCUCACCCCGUAUACCUGGUGUCGAGCGUCGGGGGAGUCGCUGCAGCCACUUCAGGGAACUCCACGCCGUCCCACGAGGUGAAGGUGGAGGAAGAGGACCCGCUUGACGAAACCAACUCCUUUUCAGACGAUCCCACCUCUGGACUCGGGGACAAUGAUGACAGCUCCAUGGACUCAGCCACAGCGAGGGGCUUCCCGUGCCCCGUGCCGGAGGGUGUCACUGUCAAGGUGGAGCCAGGUGAAGUGCCGGAUGGUGCCACUGUCAAGGUGGAGCCAGAUGAAGUAUCGUCCGGUUGUGCCUCUCCGCUGGCAGCCACCCAGAAUGAAGUUGCAUACUCUGCGAACAUGGAUGAGGACUCUUCCCUCUUCCUCUCCAGCGGACUCCAGCAGGCCCAGUACUGCGCCAUUCAGCCCGUGCUAUUGGCCCUGCCCCGCGGCAGGCAGAAUGAGGCCGCCGAACACUCCGAGCAAGACAAAGUCACCCCCAGCCCCGUUGAGGAGGCGGCGGCUGCGUCAUGUUCUGGAGACCACACGUAUCCGGUCACCGCCCAGCCACGCCCUGCCACCGCCUCCGCCUCAGCCGCCCAUUACCGCUGCAGCACCUGUAGCCGCGUUUUUCCUCGGGGUCGGCGGCACCGCUACCUGUCCCACGUGCGAACUCAUACAGGAGAACGGCCCUAUCAAUGCCCCUCCUGCGGCCGCGCCUUUGGGAGGCGGGACCACCUACAGGUGCACUUAAGGCUACACACAGGUGAGCGACCCUUUCAGUGUUCCACCUGCGGCGCCGCCUUCACCCAUAAGGUGUCACUCAGGAACCACAAGUGUCCGCUCCCUCAGGAAAGUAGCGGGCCUGAACAAGGCCUCGACUCCAGCCCUGUCUCUGUCACCCCAUCCAGCCUUCCCUCUGUCACCCCAUCCGUGCCUGCCUCUGUCACCCCAUCCGUGCCUGCCUCUGUCACCCCAUCCAUCCCUUUCUCUGUCACCCCAUCCAUCCCUGUCUCUGUUACGUCAUCCAUUCCUGCCGUCACCCCAUCAAGCCUUGCCUCUGUCACCCCAUCCAUCCCUGUCUCUGUUACCCCAUCCAUCCCUGCCUCUGUCACCCCAUCCAGCCCUGUCGUUACCCCAUCAAGCCUUGCCUCUGUCAUCCCAUCCAUCCCUGCCGUCACCCCAUCCAGCCUUGCCUCUGUCAUCUCAUUCAUCCCUGCCUCUGUCAACCUAACCAGAUCUGCAGUCAUCCCAUCCAGCCCUACCUCUAUCACCCCUCCUUUUGCCGUCGCCUCUCCUGUCGCCACACCUCCUGUCUCGGCCCUUUCCCCUUCUUCUCCCCGUACCACUGCACCACAGACAGACCCCUCCACUUCCCAGCCUCCCUCCGUUGAUCCCCUACCGCGCACAAGCCCACAUUCAUCGUCUGUCACGCCACAGCUGGAGGAAGUGUCUGAAGCUGCCGCCACUCAGUCCCCAACGGCACCUCCACCGGACUCACCCCAUUCUAGCGACAGUGGCGAUUCAGGGAAGGGUGAGCACAUUUCCAUUUUUUCCCCUCUCUCUGCCAACCAGGAAGUUUCCUCGCCGAGUUCCCCUGAAGCCGUCCAUCCAGACCCUUCAUAUCCCCUGGACGUUCCUGGAAAGAGUCUGGCAGAGGGAGCGUCGUGCGGAGUGACGACGGAGAGCGUGGCUUGGCGGGGGGCGCCUCUCCCCUCCUGGUGGGAGAAAUCUGGGUCCCUGCCGCUGAGACUCAGACCCAACAAAUUUCCCCGAGUCUGAGAGAGAAAGAGAGAGAGAGAGAGAGAGAGAGAGAGAGAGAGAGAGAGAGAGAGAGAGAGAGAGAGAUUAAUAAAAGACAGAAUAACUAAUAUUUCUUUUUCGCCAACUGGAUGUAAUAUGAAUAAUAAUAGUACUAACAAAGAU